CUGACUUGUGUUAGUGUGUUGGCGUUGUGGCAUAUCGUGACUAUUGUGCUAUACCUAUAGUGAAAAUACGUUGUACAUACAUACGCAUAUAUCUGUGCUAGAUAAUCCAAAAACUUCGGAUUUUAACUUAUUGGUUAUUGAAUGCAGCUUAUUUUCUCAGCUCAUCAAAAUACAAUCUGAAAAAGUUAUUAACCUUUAUUGUAUUUCCUCUAUAAGUUGGUUAAAAUGGAAAUAUAUACGUUUGAAAAAAGUUAUCUAGAGAGAUACGAAUAUUUUACAAAAGUGCUCCAUUACAAAAAAGACAAAAUUAUUCCUGCAUCUGAAGUUAAACUAGAAUGGAGUUAUGAAACAGAUAUUGCUCUUGAGGCUGGAUGGGAAGCUCUCUGGAAAAUCCCAUACUUAACUUGCCAUGAAUUGAAUAUUCAUUAUCCCACGAUUGUUUUAAUUGUUGUAGCAGAAAUAGAGUCUGAUGAUCUCUCAGCAUUAGUGAGAAUUAGAGCUGUUCAAGAUGAUAUACAUCUGCCAUUUGAGUAUAAUGUACCACUAAUAGAGCUCUACCCUUUAAAAAGGAACCGUGAUAUGUUAUAUCACAUGGAUACUAUUGCCGAAUGCAUUGACAUGUUGAGAUUCUUCUAUAACUUUUUGUGGAUGCCUUGGGAUGCUGAUGACGACGAAACCUGUGAUUGGUUUAGAAACCAUUUGGACACCAGACUUACUUUGUUCUUUGACAUGAAAAAAGGUAUAGUGAGCAAGAAAACAAGUGAUUUAAUUAGAACUUUGAUUAGGGAAGGUAAAGAUAUACAAGAAAAAAUUGACAAACUUGGAUUAGAUAUUUCUGAUGAUGAAGAGGAACAAGAGAAAGAGAUAGUGUGUAAAUUAAUGAAAUUGCACUUGCGACUUCAUCAAAUAAAAGAUGAAAUGGUAAUUCUAGAAAAUCCAGCGAUGAGAGAAUUCCUUGUGAAAAGUAAAAACAAUGAAAUAGAAAUUAAAAGACGAGAAAAUAGAGGACAACAAAAAGAAGCUCAUUUUAUUUGGCUUGGGGGAAGCUUGGAAGAAACCAUUGAAGCAUUAAAAUCUACUCAAGAUUUCUUACCUUCUAAUAUGUUUACAAAAACUUCCAAUUGCUUACAAGAAGCUUUAGAUAUAGCAAACACAGGUGAUAUCAUUAUUAUUGGCAAAGGAGAACAUCAAAUAAAAAAUGCUGGAAAUUUAGAAAACGGUGGAGUAUUAAAAGGAACUGGUAAGGCAGAAUCAAAUAUUAUAUUUCCAAGGACAACUGGAAUUGGACCAUGUUUAUUAGAUUUUUCAGGGGAUGAGGUUAUUUUAGAAAAUAUUACUGUAGAAUUGAGGACAAUACAAACUGGAAUUAUUGUAAGAAAAGGAUUAUUAAAAUUAAACAAUUGUUAUAUUGUUGUUCGUAAUCAAAGUAUAAUUAAACUUGGGAUUGUAAUUCUACCUGGUGCAAGACUUAUUGCUCAUAAUACUUAUUUUAUUGGUUUGGGGACUGGUAUUGUUGUAAGUAAUUCAGCUGAAACUAUUCUAUCAGAAUGUAGUUUUGAUAACUGUGUUGAAGGAUUGGAGCUUAAUCAUAAGUCUAAAUUAUCAGCUAAUAGUUGUUCCUUUACAAAUUGCAAGGAAUAUGGAAUUCGUAAAGGAUCUGAAAAAAUGACUAAAUCUAAAUUUAAAGCAGGGGAUGUGAAUCUGUUACAAAGUGAACCGGAUACUUGCGUGGAAAAUUGCAAAUUCGAAAAUAACGUUAAAGGAAACAUUUGUUUAAAAUCAUGUGUGGAAAUAGUUUUACCGGAAAGAAAGGAAUGCAUAUCAUAUUAUGAUUAACAAGUGAUUUUAUUUUUGUAUACUUUUUAUAUAUCGCAAUGAAUUUGUCAAAUUUGUUAUAAUCGUGAACUACCAUAGAUAUGAUUUUAUACGUCAAACUAGUGACAAUUCGAAGUAAACGUGAUGAACAUUAAUGUAUGUCAGUUAAAUAAAAAAAACAUUCGAAAACAAAAUUAUUUUAUUUUAUAUUUUUUAUAAAAUAUUAAUUAAUUA
This is a messenger RNA of Phymastichus coffea, 2049 nucleotides long. RefSeq names its product protein nessun dorma (gene nesd). Gene Ontology annotation, biological process: spermatogenesis; male meiosis cytokinesis. Bases 226 to 1836 code for a protein of 536 amino acids. Lineage: Eukaryota; Metazoa; Arthropoda; Insecta; Hymenoptera; Eulophidae. The record is from RefSeq and is a predicted model, not a curated record. The transcript is spliced from 5 exons.